Messenger RNA from Aureobasidium pullulans EXF-150, 618 nucleotides. RefSeq lists its product as uncharacterized. The record is from RefSeq and is a predicted model, not a curated record. Lineage: Eukaryota; Fungi; Ascomycota; Dothideomycetes; Dothideales; Saccotheciaceae. The transcript is spliced from 3 exons. The coding region runs from base 1 to 618 and encodes 205 amino acids.
AUGCGUUCUUCUAUCGCUCUCCUAGCUGCUUCAGCUCUUGGUGCUCUUGCCCAACAGUCGACUUCGACCACAUCUCUAUUCAUCGGUGGACGUGCUGCCCCCGGCCAAUCAUACGCUGGCUCCGUCGUCUCUGUCGGUCCCAGUGAAACAAUCUACGAAAUCGAGUGCACCGCGACUGAAGCUUGCGGCACCCUCCCAGUUGCUCUAACCAUGACUAUCGGUCCUUCAAACCUCAACUUCGAAUUCGCAACCACAACCUUGGGUGUCGAAGCUUCAGCAUCCGAAUCCUGCAAGAUGGACGGAACUACCUCUGCAUCGUGUGAUAUCGCAUUUACAAUUGAAGCCGGAGCUACCCGGACUGCUCUUACUACUUCCCUCAUUCUCACUGGAUCGCAGAUGGCUUUGAUACCUAUAGAACUGACUGGAGGACUGGAGAAGUUGGCUGCUGCUACUGGCUCCGCUGUCUCUACAGCUUCUGGCUCUGUCGGAGCCGUUUCUGCUUCAGGCAGCGACUCUGGCGCAUCCUCGAUCAUGGCAAACGGCAGAGGUGGUGAUGUUCUGGCAUUGGUCAUGUUCUCGGCUAUUUCAGUAUCGGUCGGUGCCCUCAUGAUGUUGUAA